UUAAUACGUUGGCGCAAGACUUGAUGUCUUGAUGCGCAUUAGCGUAUUUUCACUAGUUCUUUGUCCAGACUCGAGACUAGUUCAAACAUAACAGAAUCGCUGACCCAAUGCAAUGUCUUCUAAAUUUCUUUGAAUAAUUUACGCCGAAAAAUUAUCAGCUUAUUUGUUUGAUUUUUUUUUUAAUAAUAAAUAACGGCGUAUCGACGUUCAUUCGGUAAUAUUUAUUACUUUUACAAGAUUGCAUGAAUCACUUUGUCGUCUAAAUCGGAUGGUAGAAUUUUGGCGCUAAUUAGUCAAUAGUGACUGGAAUCAAUAAAGAUAAAAAAUAUGAAUAAUUAUAACAGAAUGAUUAGACGACAGACGACUGUAUCGAAAUUACCAUAUCAGGCAGUUCGUUAUCGGAUUCUGAAAGGAACUAUGGAUGUUAAUACAAAGUGUAAAGAAAAACCAGAGGAAGAGACGACAGCUUUACAACUUGCGAUAAAAAAACAAGACUGGAAAUUAAUCGACUACCUUCUACAACAUAACGUUGGCGUUAAUAGUUACACAUCAAAAUGUGAGCCGGCACUUUUUUUGGCUAUUAGAUCUGGCAAUGUGAGUUUAGUUAAGGCUUUAAUUCAUCAUCGCGCUAGGAUAAAUAUGAAGUAUAAUAAUGAUACUCCGCUACACUUGGCUGUUGAUGGAAAUAACUACACAAUUACUGAAUUUCUUAUCAAACGGAGAGCCAAAGUAAAUGCUCUGAAUAAAGAAAAUCAGUCCCCUCUGCAGAUAGCAAUUGAAAAAAAUAACUUAAGUUUAGUAAAACUACUGAUUAGAAAUAACGCUGAUGUUAAUGUAGUUGCAAAAAAUAAUGAAACAGUUCUAAUUUUUACUAUAAAAAAUGGAUACUUUGACUUAUUCAAGAUAUUAUUGGAUGCAGGCGCUGAAGUAAAUCCGGUAAAUUUGCCACCUUUGUUUUUAGCCGUUGAAAAAAAUUGCUACAAAAUGACUGAACGUCUUAUUGAACGAGGAGCUAAUGUAAAUACUAUUUACAACAAUCAAACACCAUUAAUAAUUGCCGUUAAAAAAGAAAAUAUAAAGAUCGUUAAAUUAUUAAUUAGAAAUAAAGCAGACAUUAAUGUUAAAUCAACAACCGCGAAGGCAGCUCUUUUAGCAGCUAUUAGAAAAAGUAAUUUAGUCAUAUUUAAAAUAUUAGUGAACGCAAUCGCUGAUUUAAAUUCACCUGAUUUAUUACCAUUACAUUUGGCUAUUUUACAAGACAACUAUGUGUUCACGGAAUAUUUGAUCAGCUCUGGAGCUAAUGUCAAUUCUCUUGGUAAGAAACGACAAACACCAUUGCACACUGCCGUUUUCAAUGAAAGUAAAAUAAUAAUCAAUUUAUUACUUAAGAAUGAUGCCGAUGUUAACGUCUUUGAUGAUGAUAAUCUGUCACCAUUAAAGAUUGCUGUUAUCAAAGGGAACAAGGAAAUCGUGGAGUUAUUAAUUGACAAAGCCAAAAGUACUGUCAAAGCAAGUUUGAAAUCACUUUUAAAAAUUGCUUGGAACAAUAGUACUUUUAAAAUUUUUGAAUUAUUAUUAAAUGUUGGUCUUGAAGUAUAUCCGUUGGCUGCUGGUAAAAUUGUACCACCACUACAUAUGGCUGUUCUUAAGAAUAAUUUUGAAACUUUUGAUCGUUUGAUUAAUGAUGGGGCUGAUAUCAAUGAUUUAUUUUGGGAAAAAACGCCACUAGACAUCGCUGUUAGAAGAGGGUACAAAGAAAUGACAGCAUUACUUGUUAAAAAUAAAGCAAAUGUUAAUUUAAAAAACGGUAAAAGUAUUCUUGUAGUAGCUGUUAAAAAAGAUAAUUUUGAAUUGAUGCGUAUAUUGGUUGACGCUGGUGCUGAUGUUAAUUCUGGAGCACCAUUAAAUCAAGCAAUUGAAAAUAAUAAUUAUGAAAUAGUGAAAUAUCUUGUUACUAAUGGAGCUAACGUAAAUGCUUCUGGUGAAUGGGGAAUAACACCAUUAGAACAUGCUGUUAAAAGAGGAUACAAAAAAAUCGUUGAAUUGCUUAUUGAAUACAAAGUCGAUGUUAACUACAAAUCUUAUUCCGAAUUUUCAUGCCUAAAUACAGCCAUAGGACAAAAUAAUUUUGAAAUAUUCAAGUUACUUUUGGAUGCUGAUGCUCAUAUUCAUUCACUGCCCGGAGAAAAUGCACCAAUAUAUGUAGCUGUUGAUAAAAAUAAUUAUGAAAUUACCAAACAUUUGAUUAAUUGCGGAGCUGACGUUAAUACUAUUGCUAAUUAUAAAACACUAUUAUAUCGUGCUGUUGAGAAUGAGAAUGAAAGAAUAGUGGAGUUACUGAUUAACAAUAAGGCCGACGUUAAUGAAAUUAUUUUCGGUUCUAUAUUGAAUAUUUUAUCCCCGACAGCUCUUCAUAAAGCUGUUGAAAUCAGUAAUUUAAAUAUAGUAAAAAUACUAGUCAACGCUCCUAGCAUCAAUGUCAAUUUAUCUAUUGGUCGACAAGAUCCACCGUUAUAUAAAGCGAUUUGUAAAAACAAUUACGAAAUAACCAAGUGUUUAAUAGAAAAUGGAGCAAAUAUUAAUUAUAAUUUAUGUCUCAAAACACCAUUAAAUAUUGCCAUUAAUACUGGAAGCAAAGAAAUAGUUCAACUACUGAUAAAUAAUAAGGUAAAUGUUGAGAAUUUAUUGGAUUCACCUUUUCGUGCAGCUAUUGAAAAUAAUGAAUUUGAAAUAUUGGAAAUAUUAAUCCAUGCUUAUAAGACCGAAGUAAAUCCACGGUUUGGCGAGCCACCAUUACAUAUAGCGAUUCGAAAAAAUAACUACAACAUGACUAAGUAUUUGAUUAGUCAAGGAGCGUGUAUCAAUACUUGUUAUAAUAAAACACCAUUACAUAUCGCUGUUGAUUGUCAAAAUAAAGAAAUAGUUCAAUUACUUAUUAAGCAUAAAGCAGAUAUUGAUUUCAUUACUGCAUCUGGAGUAACAGUUCUUGGUAUUGCUGUUGAGAAUGAAAAUUUUGACUUGGUGAAAAUACUAUUGGAUAAUGGUGCUAACACCAAUCUCUCUUCUGACAAAGGUUACUCGCCAUUACAACAUGCGAUCAUCAAAUCUAACUGUCGAAUAGCUCAAUAUCUAAUUAAUCAUGGUGCUAAUAUCAAUGCUCUUUGCCGUAAAUUUUGUCGUCAAGAAUGGACUACAAAGCGUAUUAAUGGAUAUGGUAUAUUUAUUAAUUCUAUCAGUGAUUCUCAAUAUAGUUUAUUGCAGUUUGCCGCUGACUGUAAGAAAACUACAAUGGUAAAAUUAUUGAUUGAUAAUAAGCUUGAUAUGAGUUUGGUUGAGAAGAAUAAUCCACAAUUUAUUUUCGAUAUUAUUAAAUAUCAAAGUCAUAAAAUAUUUGAGUUGAUAUUGUCUACUCGUGUUGAUGUUAAUCGCCGCGAUACUCGUGACUUGGGAUGUAAUGAAACUCUUCUGCACGCUGCUGUGAAAUCAAAAUAUAUGAAUAUCGAAAAAGUAAAAUUAUUGGUAAUGAGCGAAAAUUUUACUAAUAUCAAUGCACUAACAAAGGAUGGUAAAUCUGCCCUUCAUUAUGCUGUAACCGAAGGUCAUACGCCUAUUGUAAAUGUUCUUCUAAAUGCAGAUGUUAAAAUUGAAGUUAAUAUGCGUGGCGACAUGGCAGUUAUUGCUUAUCGCCAUCCUGAAAAUAUCAGACAAAUAAUUUUACAGCAUGUUGUUAAACUAAAAACUGCUAAUUUACAUUUUGGUUAUGAAAAUUUACACGAUCUAAGUGAUGAAAAAUUAAAUGUUCUAUAUGCCAAGUGCUUAAAUGAAAUUGAAAUAAUGAAAAAAACAAAAAUCGUGAAAACUAAUUUAUCAUAUUACGAUGUAAUAACUAAGAGCAAGCAUAAAAUAGCUUUAGGUUUGAGUCGUACUAAUUAUUAUGUUAAAUUUGACAGCGAAAUGUUAUUAUUACAAUUCCCAUCAUAUGGCGGGAUGAUCAGCUACCGCCUAGAUGAAGCACAAAGAAGACGACAAUUUUUAGAAAAAUCUAAUAAGAUUCUCUCUCUUAUUUUUUAUGGUAACUUGUCGUAUGAUAUUAUAGCUCAAAUAAAUUAUUAUUUAACUUCUAGAGAUUUAAAAAUUUUAUCUUUACAUUGUUGAUAAUACUAUUUAAAGAGCUUCCGACAAAAUGUAAAUGAUGUUCCUUUCAUGUCGAUAAUUAUUUUAUUUUUUAAUACUUUCAUAAAAAAUACGGAUAAUAUUAAACUCAUCUCAGAUUUAAAUGUAACAAAUUCAGUUUUAAAAAAAGUGCAGCUCCAUUAUUUUACUAAAAACAAUAUUUUUUUUUUUUUUUAAAUAUAAAACUAUUUUAUAAUCAUUACAAAUUAAGAAUUGCUUAGACAAACCUGAAUAUUAAGUUAAUAAUA
Messenger RNA from Microplitis demolitor, 4421 nucleotides. Its product is annotated as ankyrin-3. NCBI's taxonomy places the organism in Eukaryota, Metazoa, Arthropoda, Insecta, Hymenoptera, Braconidae. Bases 328 to 4155 code for a protein of 1275 amino acids. The record is from RefSeq and is a predicted model, not a curated record. Gene Ontology annotation, molecular function: protein binding. The transcript is spliced from 3 exons.